Molecule: messenger RNA, 4545 nt
Organism: Pipistrellus kuhlii (Kuhl's pipistrelle)
Lineage: Eukaryota; Metazoa; Chordata; Mammalia; Chiroptera; Vespertilionidae
Gene: SIDT1
Product: SID1 transmembrane family member 1
Exons: 26
Coding region: 234-2720 (828 amino acids)
Cellular component (GO): membrane
Source: RefSeq, a predicted model, not a curated record
UCUCCCGGCCUCUUACCCCUGGCCGUGACCUCCCGCGGAGACCCCGGGCGGCUGCCUCUGCACCUGCUCGGUGCUUGCCCAGCGCGUGGCCAGUCCUGGUCGGAGGCGGGGCGAGCCGGGCAUCGCUGCCGCCCGCGCCAGGCCCUGGCGGGGGGCGCUUCGGAAGGACCGGCCCCGCGCCCGCCCGGCCCCCGGGGCGGCUCCCUGCGCGGCGGGCGCGGCGCCCACUCACCAUGCCCGGCUGCCGCCUGCGGCUCGCCCUGCUGUGCGCGCUGCCCUGGCUCCUGCAGGCAGCGGCUCCCGGGGACCCCGCGCCCCCCCUGGCGCGCCGCGACCCCCACGACCCGGCCCGGGGGGCCGACUUCGACCGCGUCUACAGCGGCGUGGUGAACCUGAGCACCGAGAACAUCUACUCCUUCUCCUACACCAGCCAGCCCGGCCAGGUCAACGCCGUGCGGGUGCAUGUGAACAGCUCUUCCGAGAACCUCGACUACCCAGUCCUGGUCGUGGUGCGUCAGCAGAAAGAGGUGCUGUCCUGGCAGGUCCCGCUGCCCUUCCAAGGAUUAUACCAGAGGACCUACAACUAUCAGGAAGUGAGCCGCACCUUAUGUCCCUCAGAAGCAACCAAUGAAACAGGACCACUGGAGCACCUGAUAUUUGUAGAUAUAGCAUCCAUGGCACCCCUAGGUGCCCAGUACAAACUGUUGGUUACCAAGAUCAAGCACUUCCAGCUACAGACAAAUGUUGCCUUUCACUUCACUGCCAGCCCCUCUCAACCUCAGUAUUUUCUAUACAAAUUUCCUGAAGAUGUGGACUCAGUUGUCAUUAAAGUUGUAUCUAACGUGGCUUAUCCAUGUUCUGUUGUCUCUGUCCAGAACAUCAUGUGCCCAGUGUAUGAUCUUGACCACAAUGUGGAAUUUAAUGGUGUCUAUCAGUCCAUGACCAAGAAAGCUGCAAUCACAUUACAGAAGAAGGAUUUUCCAGGUGAGCAGUUCUUCGUGGUGUUUGUGAUAAAGCCUGAAGAUUAUGCUUGCGGAGGAUCUUUCUUCAUCCAGGAAAAGAAGAACCAGACCUGGAAUCUACAACGAACAAAGAACCUUAAAGUGACCAUUGUUCCUUCUAUUAAAGAAUCCGUUUUUGUGAAAUCCAUUCUUCUCAGCUUCCUCAUCUUCUUCUCCUUCUACUUGGGAUGCCUGUUGAUUGCAUUUGUUCAUUAUAUCCGGUUUCAGAGAAAAUCCAUUGAUGGAAGCUUUGGUUCCAAUGAUGGCUCUGGGACUCUGGUGGUGUCACAUCCCAUUGCUGCCAGCACCCCCGAAGGGAGCAGCUACGGGGCAAUAGACGAGUCAAGCUCCAGUCCCGGCAGGCAGAUGUCCUCCUCUGAUGGGGGGCAGCCAUACCAGUCAGACUCGGACAGCUCCGUGGAGGAAAGUGACUUCGACACCAUGCCAGACAUUGAGAGUGAUAAGAACGUCAUCCGGACCAAGAUGUUUCUUUACCUGUCAGAUCUGUCCAGGAAGGACCGGAGAAUCAUCAGCAAAAAAUAUAAGAUUUAUUUUUGGAACAUCAUCACUAUCGCUGUGUUCUAUGCACUACCUGUGAUCCAGCUGGUCAUCACCUACCAGACAGUGGUAAAUGUCACUGGAAACCAGGAUAUCUGUUAUUACAACUUCCUCUGUGCUCACCCCUUGGGCGUCCUGAGUGCCUUCAAUAACAUUCUCAGUAACCUGGGGCACGUGCUCCUGGGCUUCCUCUUCCUGCUGAUAGUCCUGCGCCGGGACAUUCUCCACCGAAGAGCCCUGGAUGCCAAGGACAUCUUUGCCAAGGAAUAUGGGAUUCCCAAACACUUUGGUCUCUUCUAUGCUAUGGGCAUCGCAUUGAUGAUGGAAGGAGUGCUCAGUGCUUGUUACCACAUCUGCCCUAAUUACUCCAACUUCCAAUUUGACACCUCCUUCAUGUACAUGAUCGCUGGCCUCUGCAUGUUGAAGCUCUACCAGACCCGCCACCCAGACAUCAACGCCAGCGCCUACGCCGCCUACGCCUCCUUCGCCUUCGUCAUCACACUCACGGUGCUCGGCGUGGUGUUUGGAAAAAAUGACAUCUGGUUCUGGGUCAUCUUCUCUGCGAUCCAUAUACUGGCCUCUCUCGCCCUCAGCACCCAGAUCUACUACAUGGGUCGUUUCAAGAUAGACGUGUCUGACACAGAUCUGGGGAUUUUCCGGCGGGCCGCCAUGGUGCUCUACACCGACUUCAUCCAUCAGUGCAGCCGGCCUCUGUACAUGGACAGAAUGGUGUUGCUCGUCGUGGGGAAUCUGAUUAACUGGUCCUUCGCCCUCUUCGGCCUGAUCUACCGGCCCAGGGACUUUGCCUCCUACAUGCUGGGCAUCUUCAUCGGCAACCUGUUGCUCUACCUGGCCUUCUACAUCAUCAUGAAGCUCCGCAGCUCCGAGAAGGUCCUCCCCAUCCCGCUCUUCUGCAUCGUGGCCACCGCCGUGGUGUGGGCCGCUGCCCUGUAUUUUUUCUUCCAGAAUCUCAGCAGCUGGGAGGGAACCCCAGCUGAGUCCCGGGAGAAGAACCGGGAAUGUGUCCUGCUGGACUUCUUCGAUGAGCAUGACAUCUGGCACUUCCUGUCUGCCAUGGCCCUGUUUUUCUCAUUCUUGGUUUUGUUAACCCUGGAUGAUGACCUGGAUGUGGUUCGGAGGGACCAGAUCCCUGUUUUCUGAGCUCCAGCAUGCAGAGAGGAGAGAGGAAGCACUCGAUCUUGGUGCUGUUUCACGAAAAAUGCAGGGCCCGCAGCAAAGUAACCACUGCCAAACACUCCACUCACCCCCUGUGGAGUCAACUCUGAGUACACUCACACACAGAGGAGAGGAGCAGGGGAGAGUCAAACCUGCAAGGGUGGAGGCAGAAGGGAAGAUGGGGCUAUGGACAGAGGCGAGCCCUGAAGAGUCAAGAAGCCCCCAUCCCUUUAUGUCGCAACUCUGAACUAAACAUGGACAACCGCUGCAUCAAAGUUAACUCGCUCUCUUGGGGCCCCUCCCACCCUCACCUGGGGCUCAUCAGCGAUGGCUGAAUGAUGCUGCACCCUUUCCUCCAGCUGCCCCCAUGCCCACCAGAAACUGGAGGUGGGCACCCUUUGCACUUCUGUACUGUCUGCUGCUCUAGACAUCUCUGAGCACCAGCGCCUUGGCCAGGGUCCUGGGCUGAAGUUGGCUCCUUGGCUGAUGGUGGCUCCUCAGAGUCUGGCAGAGGAGUGGACCUGAUGCCCUAUUCAACUGGGAUAGAUGUUUUAUCAGCAUCAGCUGGGCACCCCCUCAGAAGGACUGCUGUGUGUUCCCCCAGGUUCCUCACCUCCCCAGGGAGACUCUGGAUUGGGCCUGUCACACACUCCCAACAGGUCGCUGGGACCAGAACUUGGGUGCUUACCUAUUCCUGGUGUCUUCAUUUCACUCCUGCAUGUUGACCCCGGCGCUUAGGCUCCGCCUUCUCCAGAAGGGCCUGUUACCCCACAGACCAGCUCCAAGAUGGAAGGGAAGUGAGAGAACUUUUCCAGUAGCAGGAAGAGCAGGAGAAAUGACCGGCAGGGCUGAGGCGAGUGACAUCAGGCAAACAUGCCCCACCGUAAGGACUGGGGCUCCCGGAGAAACCUAGCCAGGGCAAAGGGGCAUCCUCGCGCCUCCAGUUCAAACAGCGCGAUUCUGUGCCCACGUCACCUUUGGGGAAGAAAUGGGUGUUUCACCAGGGACCCUGCACUGACCCAGCCCCGAGCUGUCACUUUCUGCAGAUCAGGACCUGCAGGCAUGCUCUCUGGAGUUCUCUAGAAGCAACUCUCAGGGCCGCUGCAUUUUACUCUAACUCUCUGGUUGCAAAGAGCGCAGGACAUUAAGGAUUGUCUUGGUCGCACCUGAUUCUCAUUGUUUCCUGGGAAGGUGUUGAGAGCUCAGCAUCCCACUUCCCUCCCCACUGUCUGGCUGCUCUGCCCCUGAGAGUCCUACUCUGACCAGGCUCCUUGUUACCCGAGUGUGAUGUACCCAGAAACUAUGCACACCGAUGUGCACACGUGGAUAUAUCUGCCUGUGAAGUCACCUCUCACCUUUGCUUUCCUGGUCGUUCAUUAGAGAAAUGCAUCAGCCAUUUAAAAAAUUUUAAAAAACAACUAUUAUCCUUUCUCUAAGAUAUCUGAUAAUGUUCAAAAACAUUAUGGAAGUUUGAAUGGCAAACUUCCCCUGGUUUUAAAAACACAAAGAUGCUUUUAGUGAAAUAUUUUGUGGUGUGUGUGUGUGUGUGUGUGUGUGUGUGUUUUUUUUCCUAAAAUGCCCCCAAUUUUGUAAUUGGUCUUCUGUUACUCUUUAUUCCUCAAAAACUGUUGGCAUUCCACCCUGGAGACAAAAAUCCUUGUCUCACUUACAUGGUCGUGGUAUGAUCACAUGAGCUAACACAUACUGGUGAAAGUGUUCUAUAAAAUAAAAACUCAUAAAUAUAUUGUUGGCUUGCGUAGGCCAUAUGAAGGCCACCUAUUAAAUGAUUGUGUUAGUCUAACAUCUAAAA